AUGGGUCCAGCUGCAUCUGCUGCAGAGGCGGCUACGUUUGCUGUAGUCACUGGUACGGGCGCCCCGUUUGUCACGGUCACUUCGAAGCCACAUGUGACAUCGGCAGCAGGGCCGGACAAACCAAGAGCUACACUUCUCAGCACACCUCAAGAUGGACAUCCGGAGGGCGACUUCGCUAUUUACCUUUCUGAUGACCUCGCUAAGCGUCUUACUGAGAUGAUCGACCGAAGUCAGCAAUGCCCAGCUGCGGUUGGCAAACCUGGUGCAAAGGAAGCUCCAGUCAAAGGCCAGGCGGGACAAGAUGUGAUUGAAAAUAUCGGUGCCAUCAUAUGUGCAGCGCAGUCACUGGUCCUCAAUGCGCUUUCUGGUGGUCCAUUCAGCGAUCUGACUUCACUUACGGGCAAACAACCAGCCUGGGCGUCCUCGGGCCUGGUGGAUGCAGUUUCAGCCGUUACGUCAUUCGCAAUAACGCAAACCAAAGCCUUCGGUGUAGGGGAGACAGGCGCGACCACCCUAGCGAUUUAUUCGGUAUACCUCGCCUACCUCAAGAUCCACGAGGCUUAUGCAAUCAAGACCAUCGCCCUGGAGCCCUGGCAUGUGCCUCCGCAGAUCCCGAUCCAAAUACCCAUCGGCAUAUGCCCACCACCACCGAACAAUGCAACCGACUUUCCGGUUGAGCUGUUCAGCAACGUCUACUCCAAGUUCUGCGCCGAGGUCGGGGAUGCGAAGGAAAGUGUAGUCCGAGCUGUAGACGCGAAGGGGAAUUCUCCUGCGCUCACAUCGAGACUACGCCGGUGGCUCAGGAGAGCUAGUCCUAACGAUAACGACAAGUAUAAGGGUUAUGUGUUCACACUGUCGCGUAUCCUUCGCGCAGGAAGUUCAGCAACGUGCUCAACGACGUGCGCCCAAGCCUUCGAUCAGCUCAGCCACCAGGAUAGCUGCAAGAGAGGGGAUGACAAGAAUUCAAUUGCACAGACGGGUUUUCUGGAUGCUAGGUGCGCUUCGUACGCGUUUAGCAUCGAGGUUCCAAAGCCGCCAGAAGUAAAGGCGAAAAUUGAGUGCAGGAGUUCAAAAGGUCACUUCGCGGCGCCAAAGUACGACGGCGCUGGAAAGCCUAGCGUCGAGACUGCGAUUAAAGAGUGGUGCACCAGCAACGAUCAGACGUACCUCAAUUCAGACAGGGACGAACGGUAUGGAAGAUUUGACAUAGCGCAGCUAGGCGUGCCAAAACGCAGCUCAUUCUGGCCUCACGUCAAUCUGGCCUCGUCCGACAAGAAAGCUGUCGUUGUCAAGGGACAGUGCAUUUCAGCGUUCACAGACGGCUUGAAAGAAUGCGAUUCUGAAUCGGACAAGACACACGGUUUCACUGCUGUGGUCGGCACUGCUAAAUACUCCCUCGAGCUCAGCGGUCUCGUUGCAGAAGGUAAUCCACCGUGGCAAGGAAGUGAUAAGUUAUCCUUUCCGCCCUCCGAAUACCAAAGCCGAUACAACGGUGCAAUCGACAACGGCGAUCCAUGGGGCGUAGGAUGCGACCCCCCGAACAGAGAUCCCGGGCAUAAACUCUAUCCAGAUGAUAUAGACAAGGCGAUAAAUUACUUCUGCGUCGAUGGCGGCGCGUUGAAGAAUUUCCAAAACGGUCUCGCUUGGACUGGCAUGAUUGAUUACCCACCCAAAGGACAAACACAGUUCUACGAUAACGGCAAGGGCAAGUCGUCGCACUUGGCGAUAGGUGCUGAGCCGCUGAAUUUGAAGGAUGGGAAGCGGCCGUAUUUUGAUAAGAGAGCUUGCGAGUAA
Parastagonospora nodorum SN15 is the source of this 1794-nucleotide messenger RNA. RefSeq lists its product as hypothetical. The transcript has 3 exons. NCBI's taxonomy places the organism in Eukaryota, Fungi, Ascomycota, Dothideomycetes, Pleosporales, Phaeosphaeriaceae. The record is from RefSeq and is a predicted model, not a curated record. The coding region runs from base 1 to 1794 and encodes 597 amino acids.